AUGCACGCCCCCGAAGCGGCGUUGACAGUGCGGGAUGGGGCCUGCGGGACAGGGUGUAGAUGCCAGGGCAAGCCUCAGGAUGGGGGCGUACACAGGCGUGGAUGCCGUGUUGGAAUCCACUUAUGUGAGAGAGGGCGUCGAUGGGAUCUUUCGCGCCUCCAGACAACGAUGGCCGGGAGGGGGAUCCUUCCGGCCAUCAAGCCGUCCACUCUCGACGGCCAGAGAGAUUCAUCUUCGGCCAUCGAUCUUUCCACUUCCGAUGGCCAGAAGGAUUCCUCUCCUAGCCAUCGGGACCAUACAGUCUCGGCAGCUGGCAGGUAG
Molecule: messenger RNA, 321 nt
Organism: Puccinia graminis f. sp. tritici CRL 75-36-700-3
Lineage: Eukaryota; Fungi; Basidiomycota; Pucciniomycetes; Pucciniales; Pucciniaceae
Exons: 1
Coding region: 1-321 (106 amino acids)
Source: RefSeq, a predicted model, not a curated record